CUGCACUGAGUUGAGAAGCAAAGUCGAGCCACGGAAGCGCGCCUGAAGCCUGCUGAGUCACGUGGUUAUCCGUGCUUAUGUCAUCCUCCUCUUUCCGAUCUCCCUGCGCAGCUUCGUGCAAGUCGCCAUGGUCUACGACAAUUGCAGGGUUCUCGUUCUCGUCUUCACCAGAAGGUCUCGUAGCCUUAGGGUCUCCUGCUUCUGACCACCAGUCAUCUGACAUGGCCUGAUCCUCGCUUUGCACGAAUUGAAGUGUCACCCAAAACAAAGAAGUUCCUUCGCGACACUGCUCCAAGUUGCUUACUCUGGCGGACCCUCUUCUCGCUCGAUGGUGCACUAACAUCAAGGAUACGCUUCUCUCUAUAAUUGUGACGCGUUAUGGCGGCUAAACGCAAGGCGUCGGCUAUGGCCGCUGUGGACGACGAACCUGUCGACCCGUCGGAUCGACUAGCGUUUUACUGUCUAGGCGGAGGAAACGAAGUUGGCCGUUCAUGUCACAUCAUUCAGUACAAGGGAAAGACGGUUAUGCUUGACGCCGGAAUGCAUCCAGCAAAGGAGGGCUUCUCUGCUCUCCCCUUCUUCGAUGAAUUCGAUUUAAGUACGGUGGAUAUUCUUCUGAUAAGCCAUUUCCAUGUCGACCAUUCCUCAGCGCUUCCCUACGUCCUCAGCAAGACCAACUUCAAAGGCCGGGUCUUCAUGACACAUGCUACCAAGGCCAUCUACAAAUGGCUUAUUCAGGACAAUGUCCGAGUCAGCAAUACAGCUUCUUCUUCGGACCAGCGCACCACUCUAUAUACGGAGCAUGACCACCUUUCUACUCUUCCUCUCAUCGAAACAAUUGACUUCAACACCACCCACACCAUCAACAGUAUUCGCAUUACCCCAUUCCCCGCUGGACACGUCCUGGGCGCUGCCAUGUUUUUAAUUUCCAUUGCGGGCUUGAAUAUCCUAUUUACAGGGGAUUACUCCCGCGAAGAGGACCGGCAUCUGAUACCCGCAGAAGUACCCAAGGGUGUAAAGAUUGACGUUCUGAUCACAGAAUCCACCUUUGGGAUCUCAUCCAAUCCACCUCGUCUGGAACGUGAAGCUGCUCUUAUGAAGUCUGUAACUAACAUUAUACAUCGUGGUGGGAGAGUGUUGAUGCCCGUGUUCGCCUUAGGACGUGCUCAGGAGCUACUCCUUAUUUUGGACGAGUACUGGGAAACGCAUCCGGAACUACAAAAGAUUCCCAUUUACUACAUUGGAAAUGUGGCACGAAGGUGCAUGGUCGUGUACCAAACAUAUAUCGGCGCAAUGAACGAUAAUAUUAAACGGCUAUUUCGUCAGCGCAUGGCUGAGGCAGAAGCCAAGGGUGAUAAAAGCGUGAGUGCCGGGCCAUGGGAUUUCAGAUUUGUCAGAAGUCUUCGGAGUCUUGAGCGUUUCGACGACAUUGGGGGAUGUGUCAUGCUUGCGUCGCCGGGUAUGCUGCAGACGGGUACAAGUCGGGAGUUACUAGAACGCUGGGCACCCAGUGAGCGCAAUGGGGUCAUCAUGACCGGUUACAGCGUUGAAGGUACGAUGGCGAAGCAGCUACUGAAUGAGCCCGAGCAGAUUCCAGCUGUGAUGACGAAAUCAACUCGGGCACCGAUAAGAGGCAGAAUGACUGCCGCCGAGGAAGAACAGCGAGUCAUGAUACCUCGAAGAUGCACAGUGGAUGAGAUCAGCUUUGCGGCCCAUGUGGAUGGUGUGGAGAACCGGAACUUCAUCGAAGAGGUUGCCGCACCAGUGGUGAUUCUCGUCCACGGGGAGAAGCACCAAAUGAUGCGUCUUAAGUCCAAACUACUCAGUCUGAACGCCGAGAAGACUAUCAAGGUGAAAGUGUAUACGCCGGCGAACUGCGAGGAAGUCCGCAUUCCUUUCAGGAAGGACAAAAUCGCCAAAGUCGUCGGCAAAUUAGCGCAGAUUGCACCGCCUUCGGAGCAGGAUGAUGGCCAGCUCAUGGCUGGAGUCUUGGUUCAAAACGGUUUUAACUUGUCGCUGAUGGCGCCUGACGACCUCCGAGAGUAUGCUGGUUUGACGACGACGACGAUUACAUGCAAGCAGCAUAUCACUCUAAACUCUGCGAGUAUGGAUUUGAUCAAAUGGGCGCUUGAGGGGACCUUCGGGGCCAUAGAAACGGUUGGAUCAGCUCAGGGAAACGUUAAAGAAGAGCCAUCCGGUGAGGGCAAGUUGAUUGAGCCUUCCAACGGCGAUGAUAAGCUAGCGAAGCAUGAAGCAGCGGACGAAGAGAUCCCUAUGGAGCAAACGCAGAUGUAUUUGGUCAUGGGCUGCGUGAUUGUCAGAUAUCAUCCCCGGACUCGUGAAGUCGAGCUAGAGUGGGAAGGCAACAUGAUGAAUGACGGGGUCGCCGACGCAGUCAUGGCGGUUCUUUUUACGGUGGAAAGCAGCCCUGCAUCUGUGAAACAAUCGGCCAAACAUAAGCACCAUCACCACCAUCAUCCUGAACAGGAUCUGCCGAACCCUCACUCCUACCUGGGACCCGAGGAGCGCUUUGCGCGUCUUCUAAUGAUGCUCGAAGCACAGUUUGGAUCUCAGAUUGCUCCGAUCGAGCGACCCCGUAUUCCUCCAAGCGCACUCGCUAAUGGUGCCAUCGCCGGCGAAUCCACUGCGACCUCGACCGCCGCCUCAGAACCAACUCCAACAACCGAGGCGGAGGGCAAGCAUGAAGACGAAUCAGACCUCAGCGAAGUGGAAAUGGCAGAACUCGCGCGCCUGCGGGCACUCGGGAUCCCUGUCCCCGGAAUCGAGAUCCGAGUCGACAAACACGUCGUGCGAGUAUGGCUGGAGGAUCUCGAGGUGGAAUGCGCGAAUGCCGUGCUGAGAGACAGGGUGAGGGUCGUUGUUGAACGGGCCGUUGAGACGGUGGCUGGGAUGUGGUCUGACGAGGGACCCCUCACUGCGUCUGUGCCAGCAGGGAAUACACCCAAGAUGACAGAGCUUGAAGGGAGGGCUUGAUUCUUUGGAUCGAUUGUAUACUAGGUUCUUAAUGUCAUUCACAUUGUGAAUCAUUUAAAAAUAGGACUGCAUGGACUUACAGUCCUCAUCUUGGUAUUCCUUUCUCUGAACAGUCGGUAGACACUUAUUAACUAUAUAAAUAGCUCUUCAUCUUGACCACACCUAAGAAUGAUCAACGCUCUAUAUGGAGUACAAAGAUGACCCCCUUGUCUGUCGUGGCUAUAAAGGUUGUGUGGAUACAUAAUACGGACCAAAAUCACGCCGCAACACCGACGAAA
Messenger RNA from Monascus purpureus, 3272 nucleotides. The record is from the annotation of a GenBank genome assembly. Lineage: Eukaryota; Fungi; Ascomycota; Eurotiomycetes; Eurotiales; Aspergillaceae.